This is a messenger RNA of Hirsutella rhossiliensis, 1224 nucleotides long. RefSeq names its product n-Acetylglucosaminyltransferase-IV (GnT-IV) domain-containing protein. Bases 1 to 1224 code for a protein of 407 amino acids. Gene Ontology annotation, cellular component: Golgi membrane. NCBI's taxonomy places the organism in Eukaryota, Fungi, Ascomycota, Sordariomycetes, Hypocreales, Ophiocordycipitaceae. Gene Ontology annotation, molecular function: glycosyltransferase activity. The record is from RefSeq and is a predicted model, not a curated record. The transcript has a single exon. Gene Ontology annotation, biological process: GPI anchor biosynthetic process.
AUGCACGUUUCUUUUCUGAACAUUCUGCUCGGCGUCUCCUGGCUUCUACUGUUCCGGUACUGCCAGAUACACUCAUACGCCGAUCCCGGGGCCUUCUUCUUCGACGCGGAGCGUGCCUUUACGCCAUUUUACUCUGCCGCCAGGGAAACGGAGGCAGACUACUUUCUGCAGAAACUCCCGACGACGACGGCGGCUGCGGAUCAACCGCGCAGAGACUCGUCAAGCUCCGACCGCAUCUGUCUCGGAAUACCGAGCAUUCGACGACAAGGAGAACAGUUCCUGCCGCGGACGGUGGCCUCGCUGGUCGACACUCUGAGCUUGGAGCAGCGGAGACAGCUCGUCAUUGUCGUCUUGUUGGCCGACGACGAACCCCAGAUCAAUCCUGCCUUUGGUCAGGCCUGGCUCGAACGUCUUACCGACGAGGUGCUCGUCUACGCGGACCCGUCGAGUCUCCCGGUUGCCACAAACUACCGCUCCAUCAACGGAAGCCAGCAGCAUGACGGAGCCAGCCGGGAGAAGCACGUGCAGCUCGACUAUGCCAGUCUAGUCGACGCGUGUAUCACGCACGAUGCCGACUACUUCGCCCUGCUCGAAGACGACGUCAUUGCGUCUCGGGACUGGCUCGCACGCCUCCGCAGCUCUCUCUCGCAGAUCGAGAACAUGGCCACGCCAAAGGACUGGCUAUAUCUGCGGCUGUUUUACGCAGAGAAAUACCUGGGCUGGAACUCGGAGGAAUGGCCCUCGUACUCGAAGAACGUGGCGUUGGUCUACGCCGCCGCCGCAGCUACCGUGGUGCUUUUCCGGCGAGUCAAGCUGGCCCUGCUCCAGCCAGCCAAGUGGGAGGUGCGCCUCCACGGAUCCCGCCGGACGUUUCCCGCGGUCCAGUUCAACUUUUGGAUGCUUGCCUUUAUUGGCCUCUACUUCAUGGCGGGGCGUCUGACGGUCAACGGAUACCAAGCCGGGCUGCGUGAGAUGGAGAGAAACGGGUGCUGCGCCCAAGGGCUGGUGUUUCCGAGCCGGCAUCUGCGAAUGCUGGCCUCGAGGCUGAAGGAGCCACCCCACGACCUGCCGGGAGACUCCUUUAUUGAGCAGGUAGCAGACAAUGAAGGCCUGAGCAGAUGGGCCAUGGUGCCCAGCGUGUUACAGCACGUGGGCGUCAGGGGCUCAUCCGAGUCUGGCGGGGUGCGCAAAACGUCGUGGAACUUUAGUUUUGAGAGGCUUUAG